Molecule: messenger RNA, 8673 nt
Organism: Sinocyclocheilus rhinocerous
Lineage: Eukaryota; Metazoa; Chordata; Actinopteri; Cypriniformes; Cyprinidae
Product: inositol 1,4,5-trisphosphate receptor type 1-like
Exons: 61
Coding region: 134-8161 (2675 amino acids)
Biological process (GO): calcium ion transmembrane transport
Cellular component (GO): membrane; endoplasmic reticulum
Molecular function (GO): inositol 1,4,5-trisphosphate-gated calcium channel activity; inositol 1,4,5 trisphosphate binding
Source: RefSeq, a predicted model, not a curated record
GGCGAUGGACUGUUGCUGGACUCUGUGAAGAGUCGGGAUAUUAACUUUCUUAAACAGAGGACGAAACAUUUGGGAAAAUACCGCGGACACUUUUGCUUCAACUUCGUCGGAGAGAGGUGGUGGAGUGGUUGCCAUGAUGGAUAAAAUGUCAAGUUUCCUGCACAUUGGGGAUGUUUGCUCCCUUUAUGCUGAAGGCUCUACCAGUGGCUUCAUAAGCACUCUAGGGUUGGUUGAUGACCGAUGUGUUGUCCAACCAGAUGCAGGGGACCUGAACAACCCACCCAAGAAGUUCAGGGACUGUCUGUUCAGACUGUGUCCCAUGAACAGAUACUCGGCACAGAAACAGUUCUGGAAAGCUGCCAAACCUGGAGGAACCAGCACCACAGAUACUGUUCUGCUCAACAAACUCCAUCAUGCUGCUGAUUUAGAAAAGAAACAAAAUGAAUCGGAGAACAAAAAGCUUUUAGGAACAGUAAUUCAGUACGGCAACGUCAUCCAGCUUCUCCAUCUGAAGAGUAAUAAGUAUCUGACGGUAAAUAAGCGCUUACCGGCUCUUCUUGAGAAGAAUGCCAUGCGUGUAACCCUGGAUGCUGCAGGGAAUGAAGGCUCGUGGUUCUACAUCCAACCCUUCUAUAAGCUCCGCUCUAUUGGAGACAAUGUGGUCAUUGGCGAUAAGGUUGUGUUAAACCCUGUUAAUGCCGGACAGCCGCUUCAUGCCAGUAGCCAUCAACUUGUGGAUAAUCCAGGAUGCAAUGAAGUGAAUUCAGUGAACUGCACUACCAGUUGGAAAAUUGUUCUUUUCAUGAAAUGGAGCGACAACCAGGAGGUUGUCUUGAAAGGAGGUGAUGUGGUGAGGCUGUUCCAUGCGGAGCAGGAGAAGUUUCUAACAUGCGAUGAACACAGAAAAAAGCAGUAUGUCUUUUUGCGUACCACCGGGCGCCAGUCUGCAACCUCUGCCACUAGUAGCAAAGCACUCUGGGAGGUAGAGGUGGUUCAGCAUGAUCCCUGCAGAGGCGGAGCCGGCUACUGGAACAGUCUCUUUAGGUUCAAACACCUGGCCACCGGCCAUUACCUUGCUGCAGAGGUAAAUCCAGACUAUGAAGAAGAAUGCCUGGAGACCCGUUCCUCUCUGGAUUCGGAGCAGGAAGUGAUGCGAGCACGUGCACGUAACCCUCAGGAUAAGGUUAUGUACACACUGGUGUCUGUUCCUGAUGGCAAUGACAUAUCAUCAAUCUUUGAGCUUGACCCUACUACUCUGAGAGGCGGAGACUCACUUGUGCCAAGAAACUCAUACGUGAGGCUCAGGCACCUCUGUACCAAUACAUGGGUUCACAGCACCAACCAGCCAAUAGAUAAAGAGGAAGAGAAACCGGUCAUGCUCAGAAUAGGAACAUCUCCUCUGAAGGAAGAUAAAGAGGCUUUUGCUAUAGUUCCAGUAUCUCCAGCUGAAGUUCGCGAUCUGGAUUUUGCUAAUGAUGCAAGUAAAGUCUUAGCUUCUAUUGCAGCCAAACUGGAGAAGGGCACUAUCACCCAGAAUGAGAGGAGGUCAGUGACAAAGCUGCUGGAGGAUCUGGUGUAUUUUGUGGUGGACAUUCCCAGCAGUGCUCAGGAUGUGCUGGAGAUCACAGUCAACAAACCUAACAGAGAGCGGCAGAAACUCAUGAGAGAGCAGAACAUACUCAAACAGAUAUUCAAGCUGCUGCAGGCCCCAUUCACUGAUAGCGGGGACGGCCCUAUGUUGCGACUGGAAGAGCUCGCAGACCAACGUCAUGCACCCUUUCGUCACAUCUGUCGGCUCUGCUACAGAGUCCUACGUCACUCACAACAGGACUAUCGCAAAAAUCAGGAGUACAUCGCAAAGCAGUUCCGCUUCAUGCAGAAGCAGAUAGGAUAUGAUGUGCUUGCUGAAGACACUAUCACAGCCCUGCUGCACAACAACAGGAAGCUUCUAGAGAAACACAUCACUGCAGCUGAGAUAGACACCUUCGUCAGCCUGGUCCGCAAGAACAGAGAGCCCAGAUUUCUGGACUACUUGUCAGAUCUGUGUGUGUCUAUGAAUAAAUCCAUCCCUGUCACACAAGAACUCAUCUGUAAUGCUGUGCUGGACCCAGCAAAUGCAGACAUCCUCAUCGAAACCAAGCUUGUGUUAUCAAGGUUUGAGGUGGCAGGAACAGUGCUUGGCGAGAGCGCAGAGGAGGAAGAGGAGGAUGAGGAGGAGGUAUGGUUGUUCUGGAAGGACAGUAGAGGAGAGAUGAAGAGUAAGAGCAUCAGAGAGCUUGCACAGGAUGCCAAAGAUGGACACACAGAAGACCAGGAAGUGGUGAACCUGGCGAGGAACCUUAUCUAUUUUGGUUUCUAUAACUUCUGUGACCUGCUAAGGUUGACCAAAAUCCUGCUGGCCAUCCUGGACUGCGUCCAUAUCAGCACUCCCUUUCCCAUCAAGCUGCCUGGAGACCGUGGCAAAGGAAGUAAUGUGAUGCGGUCCAUCCAUGGGGUGGGAGAGCUGAUGACACAGGUGGUGUUGAGGGGUGGGGGAUUUCUGCCAGCCACCAACCACAACCCUCCAGACAGAGAAGUUAAAUCCCAGAGUGAACCUCAGAAACAAGACAUACUGGUGAUGGACACCAAACUCAAGAUCAUUGAAAUCCUACAGUUCAUUCUAAAUGUCCGUUUGGACUACAGGAUCUCCUGCCUGCUCUGUAUCUUUAAAACCGAGUUUGAUGAGAGCAACUCUCAAACAGAGCCGUCUGUAAAUCAGGACUUUCCUGCCAGUGUACAAGGUGCGCUGGACUUUGAGCACAUUGAAGAGCAAGCGGAGGGGAUUUUCGGAGGAAGUGAAGAAAACACCCCACUGGAUCUUGAUGAUCACGGUGGCCGGACGUUUCUGAGGGUCUUACUGCACCUGACCAUGCAUGACUAUCCUCCACUGGUGUCACGAGCCCUUCACCUCCUCUUCCGACACUUCAGCCAGCGGCAAGAGGUCUUACAGGCCUUUAAGCAGGUUCAGCUCCUGGUGACCAGUCAGGAUGUGGAAAAUUAUAAACAGAUCAAGUCAGAUUUGGAUCAGCUAAGGUCUAUAGUAGAGAAAUCAGAGCUGUGGGUGUAUAAGAGACAGGGGUCAGAUUCAGGGCUGGACACUGGAGAGGUCACCACUGAAGCGCACCAUAAGGGUGUUGUCAACUCAAGUAGAUCAGACAAAUCCAAAGUGGAGAGUACCAGCAGCUCAAACUACAGAGUCGUGAAGGAGAUCCUUCUGAGGCUGAGCAAACUGUGUGUUUUGGAGGGCAUCUCUGGCAAGAAGAAUAAGAAACAGCAGCAGCGGCUCCUCAGGAACAUGAUAGCUCACAGUGUAGUCCUGGAACUGUUGCAGAUCCCUUAUGAGAAGGGGGAGGAUGUUCAGAUGCAAGAGAUUAUGACUUUAGCUCAUCAGUUCCUUCAGAAUUUUUGUGCUGGAAAUCAACAGAACCAGGCACUUCUACACAAACACAUUAACCUGUUCCUCAAUCCUGGGAUUCUAGAGGCGGUGACCAUGCAGCAUAUCUUCAUGAAUAAUUUCCAGUUGUGUAGUGAGAUUAACGAGAGGGUAGUGCAGCACUUUGUGCACUGCAUCGAGACGCACGGACGCAGUGUCCACUACCUCAAGUUCCUCCAGACCAUCGUCAAGGCUGAGAACAAGUUCAUCAAGAAAUGCCAAGACAUUGUCAUGGCUGAGUUGGUGACAGCAGGUGAGGAUGUGCUGGUGUUCUAUAAUGACCGGGCAUCUUUUCAGUCAUUGGUUCAAAUGAUGCGUCUUGAGAGGGAACGACUUGAUGACAGCAGUGCACUCAGGUAUCAUAUUCACUUAGUGGAGUUGCUGGCUGUGUGCACUGAAGGGAAGAACGUCUACACUGAGAUCAAAUGCAACUCCCUGCUCCCCCUCGAUGAUAUUGUACGUGUGGUCACUCAUGAGGACUGCAUCCCUGAGGUGAAGAUGGCCUAUGUGAACUUCCUGAAUCACUGCUAUGUGGAUACUGAGGUUGAGAUGAAGGAGAUCUACACCAGCAAUCACAUGUGGAAACUUUUUGAUGACUUCCUGGUGGACAUCUGCAGAGUGUGCAAUAACACGAGUGACCGUAAGCACGCUGACACAGUUCUGGAGCGCUACGUUACUGAGACCAUCAUGAGCAUCGUCACCACCUUCUUCAGCUCACCGUUCUCAGACCAGAGCACAAGUUUGCAGACCCGGCAGCCAGUGUUUGUGCAGCUGCUGCAGGGAGUUUUCCGUGUGUAUCACUGCAACUGGCUGCUCCCAAGUCAGAAGGGCAAUGUGGAAGCCUGCAUCAAAGUGCUGAGUGACGUGGCUAAAGGCAGGGCCAUAGCCAUUCCUGUGGAUCUGGACUGUCAGGUGAAUAAUCUGUUCAUGAAGUCCAACAACAUAGUGCAGAAAACAGCCCUCAGCUGGAGACAGUCCGUCCGGAACGCUACACGAAGAGAUUCUGUUCUGACCACCUGCCGAGACUACCGCAACAUUAUUGAAAGACUCCAGGAUAUAGUGUCUGCAUUGGAGGAGCGGUUGAGGCCUCUGGUUCAGGCUGAGCUGUCUGUAUUGGUGGAUGUUCUCCAUCGUCCAGAACUGCUGUUCCCAGAGCACACUGAAGCCCACCGCAAGUGUGAGAGUGGAGGCUUCAUCUGCAAAUUGAUAAAACAUACCAAGCAACUUCUAGAGGAAAAUGAGGAGAGGCUUUGUAUCAAAGUUCUGCAGACACUCAGAGAGAUGAUGACUAAAGACAGAGGAUAUGGAGAGAAGCUACUGGGAUUUGAUGAUGAGAUGGAUGUCACUGAGGUGGUGGAUGUGAGUCUGCCACCCAAACAGCUGGAGGAUCGGAGGAGGGGGGAGGCCCUUCGGCAGCUGCUCGUCAAUCGUUACUAUGGUUUCAGGAGUGGUGGGCGGAGAGAAAGUCUGACCUCCUUCAGUAACUCCACGCUGACACCUGUAGGACCAAUCAAGAGCCAGCCUGGGGGUUUGAGCAGGGCUGAGAUGUCAUUGAUGGAGGUGCAGUGCCAUCUGGACCGUGAAGGGGCAUCUGACCUUGUCAUUGAUCUUAUUAUGAAUGCUACCAGUGACCGUGUCUUCCACGAAAGCAUCCUAUUGGCUAUCGCACUGUUGGAGGGCGGGAACACCAUCAUACAGCAUUCCUUCUUCAAACGUUUAACGGAAGACAAAAAUUCAGAAAAGUUUUUCAGGGUGUUUUAUGAUAGAAUGAAAGCAGCUCAGUUGGAGAUCAAAGCCACUGUUACCGUCAACACCAGUGACCUAGGCAACAAGCGGCGUGAUGACAACACACCAGACAAAGAUACGCCACAACGCGGGAGAGAAAAAAAUUCUGGUGUUGUGGUGACUGAUGAUACCCGUGAGCAGUUGUUGGAGGCAUCUGUUGUGACUAAGAAGGCCUACGGUUCGUAUCGACGAGAUGCUGAUCCUGAGGAGACUUAUGGCACUGCUGAUGGAGACAAAGGGGGUGGAGAUAAAGGAACAGAGCAGGGCGAGAUGAGCCCUGUCAUUCUCAUCAUGCAACCAAUCCUGCGCUUCCUACAGCUGCUGUGUGAGAACCAUAAUCGAGACCUGCAGAAUUUUCUGCGCUGUCAGAACAACAAGAAUAACUAUAACCUGGUGUGUGAGACCCUGCAGUUCCUGGACUGUAUUUGUGGCAGCACAACAGGAGGCCUGGGGCUGUUAGGACUAUAUAUCAACCAGCAUAAUGUGGCUCUCAUUAAUCAGACUGUAGAGAGUCUCACUGAAUACUGUCAAGGGCCCUGCCAUGAUAACCAGAAUUGCAUUGCCACCCAUGAGUCUAAUGGCAUUGACAUCAUCAUUGCAUUAAUUCUGAAUGAUAUUAAUCCACUGGGCAGAAAGAGAAUGGAUCUGGUUCUAGAACUAAAGAAUAAUGCAUCUAAGCUACUGCUGGCCAUCAUGGAGAGCCGUCAUGACAGUGAGAAUGCAGAAAGAAUCCUGUACAACAUGAGACCAAAAGAACUAGUGGAGGUGAUGAAAAUGGCCUACCAGCAGGGUGAAGCAGAGUUUGAGGAUGAGGAACUGGAGAAUGGAGAGGACCAUGCUGCAUCACCUCGCAAUGUUGGACACAACAUCUAUAUCCUUGCACAUCAGCUGUCACGUCACAAUAAGGAGUUGCAAAUACUACUGAAACCAGGUGGGGAGGACCAGGCCCUAGAGUAUUACACAGAACACACCGCACAGAUAGAGAUAGUACGCCAGGAUCGCACUAUGGAACAGAUUGUGUUUCCCGUACCAAAUAUCUGCUCUUUUCUCACAAAUGAGUCCAAGCUGCGUGUGUACUAUGGUACAGAGAGAGAUGAACAGGGCAGUAAAAUAAAUGACUUCUUCCUGCACGCAGACGACCUCUUCAAUGAAAUGAGGUGGCAGAAAAAACUAAGAGCACAGCCAGUGUUGUACUGGUGUAGCCGGAACAUGUCGUUCUGGAGUAAUGUGUCUUUUAACCUGGCUGUUCUCAUUAAUCUGUUGGUGGCGUUCUUUUACCCUCUGGACGGAGUGAGUGAAAGUUCACUAGACCCUUCUCUUUCUCUGUUGCUGUGGGUGUGUUUGUUGGGCUCGUUGGGAUUUGUGUUGAUGUCACCGAGGCCGAACGCAGUGCGAGUGCUGGUCAUCUGCUGUGUUCUGCAGCUGGGCUUCUCAGUCGGGCUGCAGCAUAUGCUGACACUCCUGGGAGCUUUUAAUGUAAGAUCACACUCACACAAACACACAUGGGAGGUUUCUUUUAAUGUGUCUUUUAACCUGGCUGUUCUCAUUAAUCUGUUGGUGGCGUUCUUUUACCCUCUGGACGGAGUGAGUGAAAGUUCACUAGACCCUUCUCUUUCUCUGUUGCUGUGGGUGUGUUUGUUGGGCUCGUUGGGAUUUGUGUUGAUGUCACCGAGGCCGAACGCAGUGCGAGUGCUGGUCAUCUGCUGUGUUCUGCAGCUGGGCUUCUCAGUCGGGCUGCAGCAUAUGCUGACACUCCUGGGAGCUUUUAAUGUUUGUAAUAAGAUAGUGUUCAUGCUGAGCUUUGUGGGUAACCGUGGGACGUUUACCCGUGGUUACUGGGUGAUGGUGAUGGAUAGAGAGUUCCUGUUUCAUCUGCUGUACCUUCUCAUCUGCACUCUGGGCCUUUUUGGACACUUUUUCUUUUACAGUCUACUGUUGUUUGACCUGGUGAACAGGGAAGAGACUCUUUUGAACGUUAUCAAGAGUGUGACUCGAAAUGGCCGCUCUAUUGUCCUGACAGCUGUUCUGGGUCUGAUCCUGGUCUACCUCUUCUCCAUUGUUGGAUAUAUGUUUUUUAAGGAUGACUUCAUCCUGGAGGUGAACCGCAUCCCCAACGGCACUCUCGAGGAGGGAGUAAAUUUGGCUUCUAGUUUCCUGUCUGAAGGGGUCUGCAAUGGAAAAAAUGGGUCCUGCCUGCCUGCGGAUGUUGAGGAUGAUGAUGUAGAGCGAGCGUGUGAUUCUCUGUGGAUGUGUAUGAUCACUGUACUGAGUCACGGUCUCAGGAGUGGUGGCGGAGUUGGAGAUGUUCUGCGCAAGCCGUCCAAAGAGGAGCAUCUGUUCGCUGCACGGGUUGUGUAUGACCUUCUGUUCUUCUUCCUGGUGAUCAUCAUUGUGUUGAAUCUGAUCUUUGGUGUCAUCAUUGAUACGUUUGCUGAUCUGAGAAGUGAGAAGCAGAGGAAAGAGGAGAUCCUCAAGACCACAUGUUUCAUCUGCGGUCUGGAGAGAGAUAAGUUUGAUAAUAAAACAGUGACGUUUGAGGAGCACAUCAAGGAAGAGCACAACCUGUGGCAUUACCUGUACUUCAUUGUGCUGGUGCGAGUCAAGGACUCUACUGAAUACACAGGCCCUGAGAGUUACGUCGCUCAGAUGAUCAAGGAACACAAUCUGGACUGGUUUCCACGUAUGAGGGCCAUGUCACUGGUCAGCAGCGAUGGUGAGGGUGAACAAAAUGAACUGCGUAGUUUGCAGGAGAAACUAGAGUCCACAAUGAGGCUGGUCUCCAACCUGACCAAUCAGCUCACAGAGCUCAAAGAGCAGAUGACUGAACAGAGGAAACACAAGCAGCGGAUUGGUCUGCUGGGAAACCCCGCCCACCUCAACAUCAACCCACAGCAGCCGGCAUGAGAGGUGGGGCCUGAGGCCUGACUGACAUUAUGGAGCAUCAUUCCAGCAUAUAUGCAGUCAUACCGUCACAGCCUUAAAACCGCAUGCUAAUAUAUUAUCUUAUUAUGGACUCGUAACAGGAUCAUGAGGUCAUGUCUGGCGAUAGACAUGGUGAUUUUGAGCCUCAUUGCUGUAUGAGGUGCUAUAUUAAUUUUUUUAAGCACCGAUGUGAUCACUUCAGAAACAGUCUUUGCACUGUGUAUGAGUGUAGUAUUAUAGGAUGCUUUCACAGAGUGGUUCUUAAGAGUUACCGGCAUAUCCCUCUGUAUUUCUACGCACCUUUCUAUCAAAAUGGAUUGCGUUUGAGAAUAUUAAUAUAAUGUGUGAAGAUUUUAUAUAUAUUUUUUCGGUGUAUAUUUAUUUUGAUGUUCAGAUAUUUCUCCAUUUUAGAAUUUCUAUUGCCGAGAUGGACACUCAUGUGGAAGGUUUAAUAAACACCUACACUGAAUGUUAAAAAACACCAUUUAAGUUUC